AUGCCUCAACAAAACUCUUUUUCGAGCUACUCAGACACUUUACGGAACCUCAAACAGCGCGCAAGCACCUCAGAGACGUCCUUCCGCUCCGUUGGCCACCAGAUAUACAACCACUUCGACCAAGUUCCCGAGCUCGAGUCGCAAUGGGCUCGGCGUGUCGCCACAUACGCGGCUAUUGUCGACGAUUCCCAGACUGCCGCCACCAGACUCUCUGCUGUCAUCGAUAUGUACACCCUUCUACAACCCGCGUUCGCCAAAGCGCAGCCUGGCGACGUUAUACACGAACUGGGGACGUUCAGAAAGACACUCUCCGCCACCGAUGACAGUUACGCGUCCCGGCUGGACACCCUCGGUGGAGAGAUCGACCUAUUUUUACACCACACGGAGAUAGUGCGCCUGGUGCCUGCACUGACCACAGGGAACGCACUCCCGCCCACCGGCGGACAAAACGUCUUCAACGAAAACACGAACUCUCGGCAGGGGGUAAUCGCGAACAUACAGUACCUCCUACACGAGAUCCAGGAGCAAAAGCCGCUGUUCGGGGUCAUCAGACAGAUUGCAAACGAGCUCAUCUCCGAGUUUGAUCGGUACUCCGCAGGCCUCGAACCUUUCAAUGGCAAACCUUCAACCACAGAGAACGCCGACGCCGCUCGUCUCGUACAUGCGGACAUCGCCGCGCGUGGGACAGAAUGGAGAGAACUCGCCCAAGUGCUCAGCAGGGAGUACGCCAGGCGUUAG
This is a messenger RNA of Trametes versicolor FP-101664 SS1, 738 nucleotides long. RefSeq lists its product as uncharacterized. Lineage: Eukaryota; Fungi; Basidiomycota; Agaricomycetes; Polyporales; Polyporaceae. The record is from RefSeq and is a predicted model, not a curated record. The coding region runs from base 1 to 738 and encodes 245 amino acids. The transcript has 7 exons.